Molecule: messenger RNA, 1863 nt
Organism: Thamnophis elegans (Western terrestrial garter snake)
Lineage: Eukaryota; Metazoa; Chordata; Lepidosauria; Squamata; Natricidae
Product: vomeronasal type-2 receptor 26-like
Exons: 3
Biological process (GO): G protein-coupled receptor signaling pathway
Cellular component (GO): membrane
Molecular function (GO): G protein-coupled receptor activity
Source: RefSeq, a predicted model, not a curated record
AUGGCAUAUGGAUCUGCUGCAGUGGUGAAUAAGAAAAUGCAGGAUGCUGUCUUUUACCAGAUGUUCCUAAAAGGGGAUUAUCAAUACAAAGGGAUUCUACAAUUGCUGCUUCAUUUUCAUUGGAUCUGGAUCGGUGUGAUCACUCUAGAUGAUGAUAAUGCAGAAACCUUUGUACAAAAUGUGCUUCCUACCUAUUCCCAAAAAGGCAUAUGCUUUGAGUUUAUAGAAAAGUUGCCUCAAUUAACUUAUCUUACUGGCUUUGAUCAGAUGUUUGAAGAAGGCUUUGGAACUUUAAACAUUCUCAUGGAGAAAACUGCUACUAUUUGGUUCAUCCAUGGAGAAAUUCAUACCAUGAUGAUUUUGAGACUGCUGCUCCAUCUCUCAACAUUUGGAGAUAGGCCAGUAGUGAUUAAGAAUAAAGUCUUGAUUAUGACAGCCCAGAUGGACUUCACUUCUUUACCCAUUCAAAGAAAUUCAGGGAUAUAUUUCCUCCAUGGCGCUAUGUCAUUUGCAGUUCAAUCAAAGGAAGUUCUAGGUUUCCAGCAAUUUGUUCAGAUCAGAAACCCUGUUUCAGAAAAAGAAGAUGGCUUCAUUAGGACUUUCUGGGAACAGGCAUUUCUUUGUUCAUUCUCUGAAAAAGAUCCACAGAAUGAGAAGCUAUGCACUGGAAAAGAAAAGCUGGAAUCCCUUCCUGAAUCUGUUUAUGAAAUGAGCAUGACAGGCCACAGCUACAGCAUCUAUAAUGCUGUCUAUACAGUGGCACAUGCUUUGCGUGACAUGCUUUCAUCCACAUUGCAAGACAGAACAAUGAUGAUUAAAGGGAGGAUCAAUUUCAAUCAAUAUCCAUAUCAAGUACUUCCCCGUUCGGUGUGUAAUGAGAAUUGCUAUCCAGGUUCAGUCAAGAGAAAGAAGGAAGGCAAACCAUUUUGCUGCUAUGAUUGCUUCCCAUGUCCUGAAGGCCAGAUUUCAAACCAAAAAGAUAUGGAUAUCUGUUUCCAGUGUCCACAAGAUCAGUAUCCAGAUCCAGAACACAGUUUGUGCAUUCCAAAAACAAUGAGCUUCUUGUCUUAUGAAGAACCUUUAGGGAGUGGUCUGGUCAUUCUUGCUUCUUCCUUUUCUCUCCUAACACUACUAGUGCUCUGGAUUUUCCUCAAGUACCAGGACACCCCCAUUGUUAAGGCUAACAACCAGCACCUCAGCUACAUUCUUCUCAUUGCUCUCUUGCUUUCUUUCCUUUGUGUUUUCCUAUUCAUUGGCCACCCAAAAAAGGUAACCUGCCUGCUACGACAAACUGCCUUCAGCAUCAUUUUCUCUGUGGCAGUUUCUUCAGUGUUAGCUAAAACCAUCCUUGUGGUUCUGGCUUUCAUGGCGAUCAAGCCAGGAUCAGGGAUGAGGAAAUUGAUGGGGAAGUGGAUGGUCACCUCCAUUAUUCUUUGUUGCUCAUUUAUUCAAGUUACCAUUUGUAUUAUAUGGCUGUCUGUAUCUCCCCCUUUCCCAGAUUUGGACAUGCAAGCAAUGACUACAGAAAUUGUUCUGGAAUGCAAUGAAGGAUCUGUAUUUAUGUUCUACUGUGUCUUAGGUUUUAUGGGCUUCUUGGCCAUUAUGAGCUUUACAGUGGCUUUCCUAGCAAGAAAGCUGCCUGACAGUUUUAAUGAAGCCAAAUUUAUCACUUUUAGCAUGUUAGUAUUUUGCAGUGUUUGGCUGUCCUUCAUUCCCACUUAUCUGAGUACAAAGGGAAAAUAUAUGGUGGCCGUAGAGAUCUUUUCCAUAGUAGCAUCCAGUUUUGGGUUACUGAGCUGUAUCUUUUUCCCCAAAUGUUAUAUUAUUUUGAUUAGGCCUGAAAUAAAUAACAAAGAUAUUAUA